AGCAGAGUCGAGAAGGCGCGCUGCACCGGAACAAAGAAACCGCGCGAUUGGACGGGCCCCGGCACACCACUUCUCUUUCCCGUCUGCUGUGUGUGCGUGCAACGACUCGGCCGCGGUGCAUCUCCACAUGUGUAUACACGACACAGCGUGCUGCUGCUGCUGCUGCUGCUGCUGCAGAGAGAGAGAGAGAAAGAGCCGAGAGUCCCGCGCUCGCGCUAACAGUCGAGCGAGAGAGUUGUGCGCGAGCGCACUUGCCAGUUAUUAUUCGGAUACUCUUAUAUACUCGUGUUCUACGCAAGGGAUCUUCUGGUGCUGCUGAUAUAUAUAUAUAUAUAUAUAUUUUUUAACAUCGUUAAUUUAACAGUGUGUGGAGGAUGAGAAAGCCGGUGUGGAUCGAGUUUUUGUGCAACGCAGGAGGAUAUCUGGUCGACGCCCCCGCAGCCGAGUGUCGCUAGCAGAUGACAGCCGAACCGGCGACUCUGUUCUUGCGACAGAGAUGUUACAGAGCGAGAGGAGAAGAAACAGAUCUAUCAGCGCGAGGUGAGCGGCCCACCAGGAGGUGGUGCAACAAACAGCAGCAGCAAACGCCAGAGCAAGAACAAGAAGCGCCGCGAGGCACAGCAGGAAUUCACACACUCCUGGAUGGUCGGAGCGCUCAAAGGCCACACAGCCCCCGUACUCGACAUGGACUUUUCCGCCAACGGGAAAUUUCUCGCAAGUUCAGCCGAAGAUUGCGGCCUAAAAGAGGACGCCAGUGCCGAGCCGACCAGCUUCGCCGCUGCCGCCGCCGUCACCGGGACAUCCUCCUCCGCCAAGGUCGCCGGCAGAACCGCGAGCCGCAGCCCCAGCAGCUCGAAAGCCAAGAGCGGCACUGCGCCGCCCUCGCCGUCGGCCUCGUCCUCGUCCUCCUCGUCGGGCAACUCCUCCGCGAAGGAGGAGCACCAGCCGGCCAUUCUUAGCCGGCGCCAGCGCAAGAACCGCACCCGCGCGCCCCGCGAGCAGCGCAGGGAGCUGCCCGAGUGCGACGAGGACCACGAGGACCACGAGGAUCACGAGGAUCACGAGGAUCACGAGGACGAUCACGAGGACGACCACGACGGGCCGCCACCCUGCGGCAAGCUCUCCAAGUCCAUGGAGGAGCACGACAAGUCCAAGGAGCCGAAGAAGAGCGCCGACGGCGCCGCGGAGCAGGAGGCCAGGAAGCCCGGCGGUGGCACCGAGCCCGACAACAAGUUCAAGCAGUACCAGCAGCCCGCCAGAGGCACCUACAUCAUGAGCAAGCCCAGCCAGCUGCACCAGUUAACAGACGCGACCCUGGCCUCGCUGCUGCGCCACUACACCCUCACCGGCGACCAGCUCGCCCAGCUCGGCUACCCCAUCGAGUUCUUUGACUGCCCCGGGUAUGCCAGUAUAUACAACAACAACUUCUACUCGCAAAGAUCGCACCACCGGCAUCACCAUGGCCACGGCCACGGUCACGGGCGCAAGCACCACCUCGACGUGAACGCGCGCGAGUUCGUGCCCGGCCGCUGGAGGAUCGGCAUCGACAGCGGCAACGGCUCGGCCAGCAGCUCCGUGGAGUCCUCCGACCUCGAGCAGGAGUCCGCCUCCGACAGCGACAAGAGCAGCGAGGUCGGCGAGGCCAACGGCGCCGGCCAGCAGCACCGCCAGCAGGAGCUGCAAAAGCGGCUGAAGAACGCCAUCGACCGGCGCUGCGCCCGCUGCUACCGCACCUUCUACGUCGGCCGCGAUGACGGUGAGUACGUGCUCGAGGAAAGGUGCUGCUACCACUGGGGCAGGCUGCGCAACAGCCACGACGGCGCCGGCGAGACCUGGGAGUGCUGCCGCGGCCGCGAUACAUCGCGCGGCUGCACCCAGGCCCGGGCGCACGUCUGGACGGGCAUUGUGCCCGGCUACAACGGGCCCUUCGACGACUUCGCACAGACCCAGCCGGCCCAGCAGCCGCCCUGCGACGGCAACUACGGCGUCUACGCGCUAGACUGCGAAAUGGUUUUCACGAAGCGCGGCCUCGAGCUCGGCAAGGUCACCGUAGUAGCGCUCGACGGCAGCCUCGUCUACGAGACCCUCUGCAAGCCCGACGCGGAGGUCAUCGACUACAACACGCGCUUCAGUGGACUGCGCGCCAAGGACUUCGAGUGCGUCACCAAGAGCCUGCGCGACGUCCAGAAGGACAUCAUCGGCUUCGUCAGCGCCGAGACCAUCCUCAUCGGCCACGGCCUCGAGAACGACCUGCGGGCCCUCAGGCUGCUCCACUCCACGGUCAUCGACACAUGUGUCGCCUUCCCACAUUUUCUCGGCUACCCCUUCCGCAGCAGCCUCAAGACACUAGCGCGCACCGUGCUCAGGAAGGAGAUCCAGUCGAAGGAACACGAUUCGGCCGAGGACGCCCGCACGGCGGUAGACCUCAUUUUAACAAGACUGCAGCACGACCUUUUCUAAGUCUGAUCAACCCACCUCCAUUUGACUGAGCGCUGCGGCCGGAGGAGGCAGCCUCCUCUCCUCGAUCACCGAUACUCAUCACGCUUCGAAUGACGAAGAGGAAACGACGACGAAGGGCAGGCCCCCCCCCCCUCCCUCGUGUGUGCGACCACAAUUGAUUCAGUGAACGAGUGAGAGCUCGAGACAACUUUGCACUUCCGCCAGUGUUCAGUUCCAAGUGAAAUCUGUGAUACGUUUAACCGCGCGCGCACAAACACACACGCAUACGCUUCAUUCGCCGCCGUGAGGUUGACGCACGUGCUCGACUUGUUCAAUUUCUGUGUUGAUCUCGUGAUACGAACAAAAAUUCUGACUUUUUCAGAGCGGCUAAUUAACGUAGCUGUACAUACGUUCUCUCCGGCGGGUAAUCGAGCACGUGCGCCGUCGCCACCGCGGAUCAAUUACACGGCUCGUCAGUCUCGAGCGCGCACAUACGGCUGUCAUUAAUUUUCCCUAUAGCAUAUACGUAAGACUUGUUAUGUAUCAUUCUACACGCCGAGUGAUGGAAGAAAAAGUGCACUGGACGUUCUUUCGCGUGCGUACACGUGUGAAGUUUGUGCGAGAGAACUGAAGCAAGAAGACAAAGCGCGAGCGGCGACGGGCGAGUGCAUUAUGUUAAUUAUAGUAUACGUAUGCGAUGCACAGACGUACGUAACGACUUUGGUUUUCGUUUUCUUAUAUUCAUUUUUUUUGUCUCUCCAUCUCGAUCAUCGAGAAACUCGCCUACAGCUCGCCGCUCGCCACCUUGUACAUACUUUCUAGCCGUAAGUUUCUUGUAUUUAAUUUAUUGUUAUCUCGUAAGUGACGCGAACGACGAGGUCGCGAGUGCAGCGACACGUUGUCUAUACUGUACUGUAUACUACACGAGCGUAGAGGGAAAAAUUCGCGUUGACAUGUUCACGGACGACGAUUAUAGUUUUUCAGACGAGACGACAGCGAGAGAGAGAUGUAUUUGCCAAUGUGAUCGUACCGUAAAAGUAAGAAUGCGUAAAUGUAUAUAUAUAUAUAUAUAUAUAUAUAUGAUAAGUCCGUCGCGGCGGCGUAAUCCUUGAUUGCUCUUCUCGGCGCCUUUAUGAAUCUUCACUAUUUGCUUCAUAUUAAAAAAAAAUUCUCUAAAAGAUAGCGCCAGUCGAAUUUAAGCUUCUGUACAGACGCUCGCCUGACCUCAAUAUGUAUGUUCAUACAGGCGCGAACCUGUAAUUCAACUCUUCGUAAAACAAAAGCCGGCUACAAUACACACGCAGUGACGAAAGAAUUCAUAUAUGUGUAAUGUAUACAAAAGCCGGUUCGCGCGCGCGCGCGCGAGAGAGCAAUUAAUCGCCGAAAUAUUCCACAGCCGAGUUGCGCAACGCAAGGAUUAUGCCGAUUUUACUUUAAUUUUCGACCGUAUAUCCAAACGAGACGAGACACCGUCUAUACGGCGCGUAUAUUUAAGAACAUGCGUGGACGAGACGCAUAGGUGCGCUGCUCGACAUUUCCAGCGAGCAAUUCGCGCACACACACACACACGCAGACGUUUUUCAGAAAGAGAGAGCGGAAGAGCGCGCGCGAGUUGUGCAAGAGCCCGUCGAGAGAUGCGCGAUUUCUUUUUUCGCCGGCUCCUUUAUUUUUUCGCGCUCGUUUGAAUAUGUAUCGUUUAUUCAAAUCGCUACGUACACUAUUUUUAUACGAGAAACCUCGCGUUCUGCAUAGAUAAUACACCCGUGUGCCCUCGAGAUAGAAAAAUAAGGAGCGCGCGCGCGCGAAUAAAAAAGAAAUAUCACAAGUGCCUUGCUCGUCGAGAAUAGAAAACGUAAAUACAAACGCUAUUCGGUUGUAACAUUUAGAAGUCCCGCGCGCACGCGUAGAAAGUGAUUUCGCAACGGUGCGCGCGGGAUACAAAUAGAUUGCGACAAAACGGAAAUCGCGCAUCUUAUUCCUUCUUCUGAUGACGGCUCAAAUUUUCCGCGAAACUUUCCCCGCCGCCUCUCUUUCUCUUGUUUUGCUCCUAUGUAUACACCCGAGUGUGCCGCACGUUAAUUCGUUCAUCAAACGUACAGUCGCUCGUAUGUAUAGAAAACACGGAAAUCGAGCGCCUCUCUAACUCCAGCAAUUAGUCAAGCCUAUAUCUCGAAAUCUGCGACACUGAAAACUCCGAGGAGGAAGAAGACAUGGGCUCGUCUCUCGACACGCCUCCAUAUUAUAUUACGCGACGGUUGCGCAACGAUGCCGCGACAUUAUGCAAAGAGCGCACAUUUUGGACAGAAUCGCUUGCGAAAGCGCCAAACGAGUAUGUGUCGAAGGCGGCCUCGUUAGGGAACACACACACACACACACGCGCGCAGCUGCGCCGUUUGGCAAGCGCGGAGGAGUAUUCGUGUUGACGCGCGCGAGCGUAUUAGAGAAACCACCGCCGUGGGUUUGGCUAAUGAAUGGCGCGAACCGAUUUUUUCUUCUGUGUUAUAUUAUAGUGUGUGCCGAUUUUUGUUCGCUUGUAAUCCGCCGGCGUAGUUCAACCGAGAUGGUUAUUACGCUCCGUGGGCGAGUGAGUGUGCUUUGUAAAACGAUUACCGGGAUCGUUGCGAAUUUUGCUUUGUACACACUCACACAUGCGAGCGCGCACCGAUGAACUGUAUAACGAUAAGGACCGACAAGCUGCGUCGCGCAACUCGAUUUUCUCGAUAUGGACAACGAAAUUGUAAUUUACUUAAUGAACUAGAUAAUAUGAAAGAACUGUUAAGAGCGGCGUAGAGAUUUUAUUCUGUAUAUGUGUACUGCUUGCUUUUAUUUUUACAUAAGAAUGAAAGCAAGGCAAAAAAGACACUGCGAUAUGUUUUAUUUUUGUAUAAGAUGCGAGAGAAAUUAUUUUUUUAAUUUUGCGUAUUGAAAUUGUAUAUGCAGUGUGCGAAAACGUUGGGAGCAAACCUGAUGGACGCAACGUUGACGGACAAGACAGGGACAUCGAAAUUAUCACGAAUUUAGUAGGAAGAUAUUAUGUACGAAGAAAAAUCAACAAAUCAUAUACAAACAAACUCCGGGGGGGAACGCGACUCGUUAGCGUCCCCCAGAUCUAUAUACUGCAAUACCUGUAGGCCAUUUUUGGCCAUAAGCGAUGUUCAACUUAAUUUUAUUUUUUUAACGCUGAUUCUCGAGUGCGACGACGAUUAUAUCGAUGAUAGAAUAAAGCAAUACAUUUUCUACAAUUAAAUA
This is a messenger RNA of Nasonia vitripennis (jewel wasp), 5688 nucleotides long. RefSeq lists its product as uncharacterized. NCBI's taxonomy places the organism in Eukaryota, Metazoa, Arthropoda, Insecta, Hymenoptera, Pteromalidae. Bases 643 to 2460 code for a protein of 605 amino acids. The record is from RefSeq and is a predicted model, not a curated record. The transcript is spliced from 3 exons. Gene Ontology annotation, cellular component: nucleus. Gene Ontology annotation, molecular function: protein binding; exonuclease activity; nucleic acid binding.